Molecule: messenger RNA, 753 nt
Organism: Poecile atricapillus (Black-capped chickadee)
Lineage: Eukaryota; Metazoa; Chordata; Aves; Passeriformes; Paridae
Product: nematocyst expressed protein 3-like
Exons: 2
Coding region: 1-411 (136 amino acids)
Source: RefSeq, a predicted model, not a curated record
AUGGAGCCGCUGCGGCAGAGGCUGAACGCGGGCCCCGCGCCGUCACCUUGUCCUUCGCCGCGCCGGGGGCGGGGCCGCCGCGCAACGACUCGCGCCGCGAUUGGCGGAGGCGCCACGCCGACCGCUGCGCACGCGCGGCCACCGCCCGCCCGGCCCGCGCCUGCGCCUCGGGGGGCCGAGCCCGCCCCUCAGAGCGCCGGCAGGGGCUGCGUGAGCGCAGCCGGCAGCGAUAAACCCCGCGCCGCAGCUCCCGUUCCUUCCUUAUCGCUGCCCGGCUCGGGGAGCUUGCCAGCUGAGCCACGUGCCUCCCGCCGCCUUGCCCCGGGCAAUGUCAAACCUGAGACAGGCCCGAACGCGAGUUCCCUGUGCUGCCCUGGACCCGUGCUCUGCAGCGCUCACACCGAAUCAUGAAAGCAUCAGGGUUGGAAGAGAUGUUGAAGAUCAAGUCCACCCCCUAGCAACGCACCCAUUUUUUGAGAUUAGCUGAAAGAAGUCCUCCGUAUAACCCCAGGUUACACGUCUAGUAAUCACAUCUAGUAAUGCUUUCUAAUGACUGUCUGCUAAACACACGGGAUGCAAGUCCCUCAGCAGAAAGCUGAGAGAAUUGUGUCUCACCCUCUCACCAGACUCCGGAGUUCUGUCAACCCAAGCAGGGUCAGCCCUAGCACCAAGCGCUGUCUGCAGACUCCCUGGCCGAGUUCCACCUUUGGAGGAAUCCCAGUCCCUGGGAUGUCAGACUUCCCUCACUCUUCC